Messenger RNA from Nipponia nippon (crested ibis), 735 nucleotides. NCBI's taxonomy places the organism in Eukaryota, Metazoa, Chordata, Aves, Pelecaniformes, Threskiornithidae. The record is from RefSeq and is a predicted model, not a curated record.
AUGAAGGACAAAUCGCACUUGGCCAACCUGAUUGCAUCCUAUGAUGAAACGGCUGGCUACAUCGACAAGGAGGGAGCAGUGGACACAAUAGAUCUUGACUUCAGUACAGCUUUUGAAAUAAUUUCCCACUGCACUUUCACUCACAAACGGAGGAAAUAUGGUGUGAACAAGCUGGUUCGAGUACCACGGACGGGAUGGGUGUACAGGAACGUGGCGAAGCCAGAGAGCGUAUCUGAUCAUAUGUACAGGAUGGCGAUGAUGGCUUUGGUGACCGAAGACAAGAGCCUUAACAAAGACAGAUGCAUACGAUUAGCUUUGGUUCACGAUAUGGCUGAAUGCAUUGUUGGAGAUAUUGCUCCUGCAGAUAAUAUCUCAAAAGAGGAGAAACACAGGAGAGAAGAGGCAGCUAUGCAACAACUGACCCAGCUUCUAUCAGAGGACCUCAGAAAAGAAAUCUAUGAACUCUGGGAAGAAUAUGAAAACCAGUGUACUGCAGAAGCGAAGUUUGUAAAACAGUUGGAUCAGUGUGAGAUGAUACUGCAAGCAUUUGAGUACGAAGAGUUGGAAAACACCCCUGGCAGACUGCAGGAUUUUUACGAUUCAACUGCUGGAAAGUUCGUUCACCCAGAAAUACUACAGCUUGUAUCUCUGAUUAACACAGAGAGGAAUAAAAAAAUAGCUGCUACAUCUCAUCCACAUUCCUGAAGUGUUUCUAAAUGCUGUAGCUAUAAUAAA